This is a messenger RNA of Aegilops tauschii subsp. strangulata, 984 nucleotides long. The record is from RefSeq and is a predicted model, not a curated record. NCBI's taxonomy places the organism in Eukaryota, Viridiplantae, Streptophyta, Magnoliopsida, Poales, Poaceae.
AUGGCACGACAACGCCGCCCCCAUCGCCUCGACGACCGCGUCGACCCCCCUCCCCCGCGCCCCGUCGCUUGUGCUGCCCUUCGCCGGACCUCGACCGCCUCCUCGUCGGACCUCGCGUCUUCGCCCUCUUCCCCACCGGCCGCCAGCAAGCCUCGGCGUCCCCUCUUCCCAUCAACGCCGGUGAGGCCCCCCGGGCCUCUCCUCCUCUCUCUGCCCUCGCACACGACCGCGGCCAUCACGCCCCGGGACGCGUCCAAGCUCGUCGCCCGCGUCGUCCCGCUGCCCUCGCGCUCUGGCCUUGCCCUGCUCGCCGCUGCUCCGCCCGGUCACCGCGACCCCGUCCCGCCCGGCAUGUCACCUCGCGCGCUCGCGCCCGUGCUGUGGCCGGCUACCGCGUGCUGCUGCUCCUGCGGCUGCGCCGCCCCCGCUUCUCGCGUCCACCACCGUGCCACCGCCCCCGCCUCACCCGCCUGCUCCCCUCGCUGUGCUGGCCUCGCCCACGCCGGCCUGGCGACCUGCCAGUGCUGCCCUUCGCCGGACCUCGACCGCCUCCUCGCCGGACCUCGCGUCUUCGCCCUCUUCCCCGCCGGCCGCCAGCAAGCCUCGGCGCCCCCUCUCCCCAUCAACGCCGGUGAGGCCCCCCGGCCUCUCCUCCUCUCUCUGGUCUCGUGCACGACCGCGGCCAUCACGCCCCGGGCCGCGUCCAAGCUCGUCGCCCGCGUCGUCCCGCUGCCCUCGCGCUCUGGCCUUGCCCUCCUCGCCGCUGCUCCGCCCGGUGACCGCAACCCCGUCUCGCCCGGCGUGUCACCUCGCGCGCUCGCGCCCGUGCUGUGGCCGGCUACCGCGUGCUGCUGCUCCUGCGGCUGCGCCGCCCCCGCUUCUCGCGUCCACCACCGUGCCACCGCCCCCGCCUCACCCGCCUGCUCCCCUCGCCGUGCUGGCCUCGCCCACGCCGGCCUGGCGACCUGCCAGGUAGCUAAUUAA